Pogonomyrmex barbatus (red harvester ant) is the source of this 2603-nucleotide messenger RNA. RefSeq names its product histone-lysine N-methyltransferase E(z) (gene E(z)). Gene Ontology annotation, cellular component: nucleus; ESC/E(Z) complex. Gene Ontology annotation, biological process: heterochromatin formation. Lineage: Eukaryota; Metazoa; Arthropoda; Insecta; Hymenoptera; Formicidae. The record is from RefSeq and is a predicted model, not a curated record. Gene Ontology annotation, molecular function: chromatin binding; histone H3K27 methyltransferase activity; protein binding.
AUGUCAAAAGCCAAAGUUUCAGCAGAAUGGAGAAAGAGGGUAAAGUCGGAAUACAUGCGAUUACGGCAAAUGAAACGAUACAAACGAGCGGACGAAGUAAAAAUUGCAUGGAACCAAAAUCGUAAGGUUAUGACAGAGCUUCUUGUUGGUGAACAAAAGCGUUGGACAGAUGGAAAAGCAAUGUGGUUGGCAAUGCAAGACAUUCCGCCACAUCUUUCUUGCAUGAAAAAAGCUGAAAUUACCAGCCCUGAUGGUGAUGUACAAAGUUGUCCUGUAAAAAUAAUUAAUGCAGUAACUCCUAUACCAACUAUGUAUACAUGGGCUCCCAUUCAGCAGAAUUUUAUGGUUGAAGAUGAAACUGUUUUGCAUAACAUUCCUUAUAUGGGUGAUGAAAUUUUGGAUCAAGAUGGUACUUUUAUCGAGGAACUUAUAAAAAAUUAUGAUGGAAAGGUCCAUGGUGAUAGAGAAUCUGGUUUUAUGGAUGAUUCUAUUUUUGUUGAUUUAGUGAAUGCUCUAGCAAAUUAUGAAAAAGAAGAUAAAGAGAGAGAACAGAUAAAAAAAGGAAAGGAGAAAGAUAAUCAAAAAGAUAAUGAGAAAAAAGACAUUGAUAUAAAGUCUGAAAUCAGGAUAGAAAAAAAUGACAGUGGAAAGACAGUAGCUGUUCCGUUUCCAUCAAUGCAUAUAUUUAAUGCAAUAUCAAGUAUGUUCCCCGAUAAAGGAAGACCUGAAGAAUUAAAAGAAAAAUAUAUUGAAUUGACAGAGAGAUCUGAUCCAAAUGUUUUACCACCAGAAUGCACGCCUAAUAUAGACGGUAUAAAUGCGAGAAGUGUACCCAGGGAACAAACAAUGCAUUCUUUUCAUACUUUGUUCUGCAGAAGAUGCUUCAAAUACGACUGCUUUUUACACCCAGCCAGGGGGACUUCGCCGCAAGGUCUUCAAGUUUGCCAUCCAGGUCCAAAUUUGUUGAAGCGAAAAGGACCCGAUUUGAAACCAUUUUCGGAGCCAUGUGGAGCAGAAUGUUAUAUGCAUUUGGAAGGAAUGAAAGAAAAGCUGGCGGCACAAGCAGCAGAUACAAAAGAAGAUGAAGGCGAUGAGAAACGUGGUGGUCCUAGGAAAGUACGAAAACAAGCAAGCGUCGAUUCUGGAAACGAAGCGAGCAGUGAAGAUAGCAAUGAUAGUAAUAAGUAUGGUCAAGGAGGCAGUUGUCAAGAUUUUAAGCAAAACGUUAACAAAAAUUGCAAGCCUGAGGAAAUAGAGGAUCAAGCUCAACCUGAAAAUCAGACACCUUUUACAUUGUUAGGAGUUGGUAAACGAAUUAAGACAGAAAGUGAAUUUUCAUGGACAGGUUCAGAACAGAGCUUAUUCCGAGCUCUUCAUAAAGCCUUCCCUGGCAAUCCAUGCGCGUUAGCACAAAUCAUGUUAACAAAAACUUGUCAGGAAGUAUAUGAAUUCGCUCAAAAAGAGGCUUCGGAUAUUCCCGCUAUAGAAAAUCUGAAAGAUUUUACGCCACCGCGAAAAAAAAGAAACAAUCGACUAUGGUCCAUGCAUUGCAGAAAAAUACAACUUAAGAAAGAUUCUGGUGCUAACCAUGUGCACAAUUUCGCACCUUGUGAUCAUCCGGGUCGUCAAUGCGAUAAUUCAUGUCCCUGCAUACAAGCACAAAACUUUUGCGAAAAGUUCUGUCAGUGUAGCAGCGAAUGCCAAAAUCGGUUUCCUGGUUGCAGAUGUAAGGCUCAAUGCAAUACAAAACAAUGUCCAUGCUAUUUAGCUGUAAGGGAAUGUGAUCCGGAUUUGUGUCAAACAUGUGGUGCAGAUCAAUUCCAUAUUACCAAAAUAUCUUGCAAAAAUGUCAGCGUACAACGUGGUCUUCAUAAACAUCUCUUGAUGGCACCAUCUGAUGUAGCAGGUUGGGGAAUUUUUCUGAAAGAAUCAGCGGCGAAGAAUGAAUUUAUUUCUGAAUACUGCGGUGAAAUUAUUAGUCAAGAUGAAGCCGAUAGAAGAGGAAAAGUAUACGAUAAAUACAUGUGCAGUUUUCUUUUUAAUCUUAACAAUGAUUUCGUUGUUGAUGCAACAAGAAAAGGAAAUAAAAUAAGAUUCGCCAAUCAUUCCAUAAAUCCCAAUUGUUAUGCGAAAGUGAUGAUGGUAAACGGUGACCACAGAAUAGGUAUUUUUGCCAAGAGAGCGAUUCAACCCGGUGAAGAAUUAUUUUUCGAUUAUAGAUAUGGACCAACGGAACAACUUAAAUUUGUCGGUAUCGAGCGAGAAAUGGAGUUUCUUUAAGAAUUUAUAUUUUAUGUUUAACAGAAACAAGUGACAUUUUUGAAACAGAAUAAAUAUAAAGUAAAUACUUAUCUAAUUUUUAAAAUUGUAUAAUGACUUAUACUACCAUAUCAUAUAAAUCAUUAUUAAUAUCAACAUGUCUUAUGAACAUUAGUUUAUUUCACCAAGAUGAGGAAAAGCUUGAUAUAUUUGUAUGAAUUAAACUGGCGAAACUUUACGAAACGGCAUUGACAAUGAUUUAUGAUCCACUAAUAAUCUGCGAGUUAUUAUACAAUGUUGAAAGAGAUAUUCAUGAAUGCCUGAAGAAUAUAAUUAAAUACUUA